UUGUCUGAGUUAUAUUUUGAGAUGUCUAGUGUUAUUGUUAUUGGUGUGGCUUUUCCAAUAGGGAAUGCUUUGCUGUUGAAGUUGGGGGCCAAAAAUGGGAAUAAAAGAACGGUCAAAUUGCAUUGUAGGUCGAGUUUGGCAAAUGGGUUGAGAUCAUCACCGUCAUCAUCAGCAGUAGCAGCAGCUGCACAAGAGGAAGUCAAGCAAAAAGUGCAGAAGCAAGCAGCUCUGGUGAAACGACGCGUUAGAGAGAGAGGUUAUUAUAAUGGAAUGAUGAUGAGCAGUUGGGAUCUAAAUGAAGCUUAUGAUCGCUGUGUUGAGAUGGCCACCAAGGACGCUUCUUCUUUUUUACUAACCACCUCCCUGGAUUCUCCCUCCACCUCUGCUCUCUCUUUCCUCAUUCAAAUUGUAUCAUCAAUCCUAUGGAAACCAGACCGGAAUAAAGCUUUUGCGGCAUUAGCUGUGUGGUGUAGAAGGACAGACGAGCUUGUUGACGGAAUUAAUGGUUGGAGCACCACACCGGAGGUUCUUGACAAAUGGGAACAAAGGUUGUUUGAUCUUUUCCAUGGUCGCCCUUCUGAUCUCUAUGAUGCUGCUCUUUUUCACACCAUCACUAAUUACCCUAUUGACAUUCAGCUAUUCAAGGACUUCAUAGAAGGAAUGAGGAUGGACUUGAAGAAAUCAAGAUAUGAGAACUUUGAUGAGCUAUAUCUCUACUCCUAUCAUGUUGCUGGUACUGUGGCACUAAUGGGUGUUCAACUCAUGGGAACUUCACCAGAUUCGAAGGCCUCACCUGAGAGUGUUUAUCAUUCUGCUUUAUCCUUUGCCAUUGCUACCCAACUCACUGACAUACUCCGAGACAUCGGAGAAGAUGCAAGGAUGGGAAGAAUAUAUCUACCACAAGAUGAGCUGGCACAUGCCGGCCUAUCAGACGACAACAUAAACAGGGGAAAAGUGACCGACGAGUGGCGGAAUUUCAUGAGGGGACAAAUAAAGAGAGCAAGGAUGUACUCAGAUGAGGGUGAGAAACUCAUUGCUGAGUUGAACUCAGAUGAUAGGUGGUUAAUUUGGUUAGUCACAUUACUAAAUAGGCAAAUCUUAGACAACAUUGAGGCUGAUGAUUUUAGCUUCACAAAGAAAGCAUCUGUGGGGAUUGCAAAGCAACUUGUAACUGUUGUUGCAGCUCAUGGGAUUUCACUUGGUGGUGGUGGUUCCUCUAAUUUUGUUGAGUUGGUUAAACUACUUUGUAUUCUUUUUCCCUUUUAAUUAAUUAAUGACUUGUCAUUACAAAAACUCUAAAAUUUGUAGAAGAAAAAAGAGAAGUAUCACUCAAUAUUAUUAAAAAAUGUCAAUUUUUUUCACUUUGAAUUGAACUAUCAAUUUGUAUCAAUAUAAAAUUUUCAUUAUGUAAAUGGAUGAAAAUUUGUUAUAUGACCUCGACAUAUAUUGUAGAAUACUUAAAAUGAUUGUGUUUUUUUUAAUAAAUUGUUUAAUUUUUAGGACCAUCUAGUUUGCACAAACUUA
This is a messenger RNA of Camellia sinensis, 1524 nucleotides long. The record is from RefSeq and is a predicted model, not a curated record. Lineage: Eukaryota; Viridiplantae; Streptophyta; Magnoliopsida; Ericales; Theaceae.